AUGCUUCCACUGGCUUGGUUUGAGGCCGACCACAGACUGGCCGUCGUCGCUGGCUCCGUAGCUCUAUGGCUUCUCGUCUCCCAGAAACACUCCGCCCCAGCGCCCCGGAGCAGCAUCGCCUUGGUUGUGGCUGUCCUUGGCAUCGCUGCGGUAAUCUGGAACCUUUGCGACAGCAUCGCUGGUUUACAAGCACAAGUCCAGCAGAUGCAAGCUCAGAUCGUGCGCUUGCAGAUCCAGGUCGCGCAGGCCCAGAGUGAGGUCGAGGUCGAUGCCCACUCCCGCAAUUUCUGGAAUGCUGCUGCAAUGGACCGGCUCGAGCUCGCUGUUCCGGCCCAACCGGCACCGGCACCGGCACCAUCCGAAAUCCUCUACUUUCUCAGCAGAGACGACCUGAACCAGCAGCAUAACCGAGAGCUUGCGCUGUACAAGUUUUCGCAACGGUGGAAGCUGGAUCUGCCGUUCCGGCAUGCACACAACAUUACCCGCCUCACCCUCGCCGGCAACCGGCUAUUCCCUCAGCAUCUCAGCGCCGACGACCUCGAAGCCCUGACGCUCCUGGGCAACCUGACAACCCUGGAUCUCUCGUUUUCGUCGCUCUCGGACCUGGGCUUUGUGCGGCACAUGCCGAACCUCAAGGUGCUGAAGCUUCGGCAAACCCACAUUCGCGACUUGUCGAUGCUGCGCUACGCCCAGCGUCUGCGGGAACUGGAUCUGUCGUGGACCCAUAUCGACAACAUCGAGCCGCUUGCCUCGCUGGCCGAUCUCGCCGUGCUCGACUUGUCCUUCACUCGAAUCGCCGAUCUGUCGGAUCUGGCACGGCUCGACAGCCUCGUCGAUCUGAAUCUCUUUUGGACCAGGAUCGACAGCGUUGCUCCUCUGUCUGGUCUCCGCAAGCUCAAGCGACUCAACCUGGGACUAACUCGGGUGGCUUCGUUGGAGCCGAUCGGGCUCAUGAGACAGCUCGAGGAGCUCGAGACCUACUUGCUGGGGAUUCGCCCCUCGCUCAUCAACUCGGUCAUCAAUAGCCAUCCGCGGCUGAAGAAAGCCAUCGAGAGGGGAUACCAUGAGUAG
Polychytrium aggregatum is the source of this 1071-nucleotide messenger RNA. RefSeq lists its product as uncharacterized. Gene Ontology annotation, molecular function: protein binding. Bases 1 to 1071 code for a protein of 356 amino acids. The record is from RefSeq and is a predicted model, not a curated record. The transcript is spliced from 2 exons. NCBI's taxonomy places the organism in Eukaryota, Fungi, Chytridiomycota, Chytridiomycetes, Polychytriales.